Messenger RNA from Mercurialis annua (annual mercury), 3272 nucleotides. Its product is annotated as receptor-like protein EIX2. Gene Ontology annotation, molecular function: protein binding. The record is from RefSeq and is a predicted model, not a curated record. The coding region runs from base 186 to 3152 and encodes 988 amino acids. NCBI's taxonomy places the organism in Eukaryota, Viridiplantae, Streptophyta, Magnoliopsida, Malpighiales, Euphorbiaceae. The transcript has a single exon.
AAGACUUGCCAUUAUUCCAAGUCUUGAGCAUUCUUCCAAAAUUUGUAUAUAAAUAGCUUUAUACUUGAUGAAAUAAACUCAUUCAAUCAAACACAAAUCUUCUCUUGCUAAUUAAUUAUUUCCCAUUUCUCCUUUCCUAAUGUUAAAAGAAGUUACUCCAGUAGCUUGUUGAGAGUACUAGGAAGAUGAUGAUUAGUAGAAUCUUUAUCAUUCUUUUCAUUUGGUUUCAGUUCCAAGGAAUCUUUAUUCAUUUCGUUUUCUGCUGCAUCCCUGGUGAAAGAGAAGCUCUUUUGCAGUUCAAGAAUGAGCUCACCGAUCCUUCAAACCGGCUGGCAUCUUGGAUUCACGAUAGCGAUUGCUGCAGAUGGAGCGGUGUCGUCUGCCAUAACGUGACUGGCAAUGUCCUUGAGCUCCACGUCACAAGUAAUUUCUCACUUGAUGAAGACUUGCUGUAUGGAACGAUAUCAGUGUUUGGAGGUAAGAUCAAUCCAUCUUUGCUGAACUUGAAGCACUUGAAAUAUUUAGAUCUCAGCUACAAUAAUUUUGGAGGAAUUCCAAUCCCAAAAUUUCUGGGCUCUAUGACAAGUCUAAGAUACCUUAAUCUUGGUGCAGCAGGAUUUGGAGGAAUGAUUCCCCAUCAACUUGGAAAUCUCUCAAAUUUGCAGUACCUAAAUCUAAAUGAUUACUUUUAUGUUGAGAGCUUACAUUGGAUUUCUAGUCUUAGAUCACUAGAAUUCUUUGACCUGAGUCAUGUGAACCUUAGGAAAGCUUAUGAUUGGCUACACGUCUUAAAUACGCUUCCUUCACUUGCGGAAUUACACUUGUCAGGCUGUGAGCUUUAUCCCGUCCAUCUUCCCUUGGUUAACUUUUCAUCCCUUGCAAUACUUGAUUUAACUACUGCUUUUCAACCUCAGGAGGUCUUAGUGCCCCAUUGGAUUUUUGGCAUUAAAACUUUGACUUCCCUUGAUCUUUCAGGGAAUCAUUUCCUUGGACCUAUACCAUCUCAUAUUCAAAACUUGACCUCGCUGAUACAACUCGGUUUAGCAUCUAAUGAGUUCAAUUCUUCCAUACCAGAUUGGUUGGAUGGUUUUUCUCAACUUGAGUUUCUUUACCUUCAAUCGAAUCGGUUAGAAGGUAGAAUUCCAAGUAGCAUCGGAAAUUGCACUUCCCUCGAUUCCAUUGACUUGUCCGAUAAUUAUUUCCUUGGACCUAUACCUUCUCAUAUUCAAAACUUGACCUCGCUGAUACAACUCGAUUUAUCAUAUAAUGGGUUCAAUUCUUCCAUACCAGAUUGGUGGGAUGGUUUUUCUCAACUUGAGUUUCUUUACCUUCAAUCCAAUGGGUUAGAAGGUAGAAUUCCAAGUAGCCUUGGAAAUUUGACUUCCCUCAAUACAAUUGACUUGUCCUAUAACAAAGAACUUGAAGGAGGAAUUCCAGCAUCAUUCAAAAAUCUUUGCAAUUUGAGGUCACUUAAUCUAGGGAACAACAACCUGAAUGGAACACUUCCUGACAGUUUUGGAAUGCUUGAAAAUUUACAAAACAUAGAUUUAUCACAAAAUGCAUUAGAGGGUAAAGUUUCUGAAACUCAUUUCACAAAGCUCAAAAAUCUAAAGAGCUUCAAGGCAUCUGGGAACCGUCUAGUUCUAAGAGUUAACCCUGAAUGGGUUUCUCCUUUUCAACACAUUGAAGAAUUAGAGUUAGGGUCGUGGCAUGUCGGCCCUUUAUUUCCGGCAUGGCUUCGUCCGCUUAAGCACUUAUACAGUCUCGACUUGUCCAACUCAAAAAUUUCAAGCACCCUUCCUAUUUGGUUCCUUAACAUGUCUCUCUCAGGAGUUAAUAUCAAUCUUUCUCAUAAUCAAAUGCAUGGAAAUAUUCCAUACAUCAAUUCAGACAUUGACUUGAGCUCAAAUCAUUUCGAAGGUCCACUGCCUCAAGUGUCUUCCAAUCUCAGACUUUUGGAUCUUUCCAACAAUUCAUUUUCAGGGUCGAUAUCUAACUUCUUAUGUGGUAACAUGCGUACGAUAAAUGAUAUGUCAGUCCUUAACCUUGGGAAAAAUCGUUUAUAUGGUGAGUUACCCAAUUGCUGGGAGAACUGGAAGAAUUUAAGAUCCCUCACACUAAGCGACAACAAUUUCAGUGGAAAAUUCCCUCCAUCAAUCGGAACACUAAGUGAAAUCGAGUUUUUGGACAUCCACAACAACAAUAUGUCUGGUGAAAUACCAUUGUCACUUCAAAAUUGGAAAAACUUAAUUGCACUUGACUUGCGCGACAAUGAAUUGGGAGGAGACAUUUCAACAUGGACGACAGGAGAAGCUCAUCAUUUAGCAAUUCUCAAUCUUCGUCGAAAUAAAUUUCAUGGUCAGAUAUCCGAGAAACUAUGUCACAUGGCGCCUUUACAAAUUUUGGAUCUUGCCGAUAACAAUCUCAGUGGAUCUAUACCGAAAUGUAUCAGUAAUUUGACUGCAAUGAAAACAGAAGGGGCCAGUGGACAAUGGCUCCGUCCAUAUACGCGCGCAGUGAUGAUCUAUAUAGUGAGUGCUACCAUUAUGAGCAAGGGAAGAACAAUGGAAUACGACAGAAUUCUUCGUUAUGUGAGGAGCUUUGACCUUUCAAAUAACAAGCUAUCUGGAGAGAUUCCUGAAGAGAUAACAAGCCUAGUACAGCUACAAUCUUUGAACUUGUCAAACAAUCUUUUAGAUGGGAGAAUUCCAGAGAAUAUAGGUGCUAUGCAAUCACUGGAAUCUCUCGAUUUUUCUGAAAACCAGCUUAUUGGUGAAAUCCCACAAAGCAUGGCAAGCUUGUCAUAUUUGAACUACUUAAACUUAUCCUACAACAAAUUGUCAGGAAAAAUUCCUGUAAGCACUCAGUUAGGAAAUUUGGAGGCCUCAAGUUUCAUCGGCAACAACCUUUCUGGGCCUCCGCUUACUAAGGACCCGAGAGACACUCAUACAGUUCAGAUCGAGAAGAAAAGCGGAACAGCAGACGAAGAAGCUGAAGUGGUGGAUUUGUUCUACUUGUAUGUGAGCAUUGCUCCAGGAUUUGUGGUGGGGUUUUGGGCUGUAGUGGCUCCUUUAGCUUUCAACAGACGCUGGAGGCAUUUAUAUUUUGCUUACUUAAACCAGCUGUGGAACAAAAUUUGUGAAUGCUUUUAGUUGUGGGUUAUGAUAAAUUAAUAUUGCAGAGCAAUAAAUUAAUAUGCUUUACUUAAUUUUGUUUUGUUAGUAACAUACUUAAUUAAAGGUUCCAGGUUAAUGAUGUUAAUCUUUCUUCUA